UCUGCCCUUCACUGGGCCAAUAAACACAGCUGCCUGGUCACCGGAAAUACUCAGAGAUGGGUAUUUGACCCAGUAAGGCCUUCGGUGGCUCCCGCACCUGAGAGUUCCAAAAGACAGAAAAGGAAAAGAGACCUAAUGAGUUUGCCAGGCUGGGAACAUGCAGUUGAAGGCUUUUCAAAGCCCCCCUUUCCCCUGGGGCGGCGCCUGCGCGAAGAGACGCCUGGCUGACCGCCUAAGCCACUUCUGGGCGCCUGGAAACAGUUGUACCUGAAGCCUUUCCUGAGCGCCCCACUUGCCUUGCUGGCUUUGGCGAGCUUGUGUCUGGGUUUCUGUCGCCCGAGGCUACAGCGCGUGAGUGACUGGAUCGUGCACGAGAGCGUGGCGCGGCCUCGGGUGGUCAGGUCUGUGGGAGGCAGACGCCCAUCCAAGUCGCCGAUGGACCGCGCAAUAGAUGCACGUUUCUUGCGGUGGCUCCGACUCGGGACUCCACAGACCCCAGCUCCUCAAGCAGAACGAACGUAGAGCUGCAGCAAGCCGGAUCAAAGUUUGGUCACAGCGAAACAAAGCUCGCGCGCGGUCACACAGCCAGGGUCCACUCUGCAGCCUAGGUACCGCAGCCAGUCAGUCACAGGAUUCUAGAUAGGCGCCAUCUUCCUGGCCGGAAGUUUGUGCGGAGUUGCCGUGACGCCUUCUGGGAAAUGUAGUUCCAGGAACCUCAGGGUCUGGACGCUGAUAGGCUGAGGCGAUCCCGGAGAUAUAAAUUAGAGUAUAACUGGCGGGAGUGAGGCUGAGGUAGGGUACUAUUGGGAAUGGGUGUGUUCCGGAGUUGAUUUAAGCAAGAUUGGGCGGAGCUUGUAGUUCUGGCUUCAUCAGACAACAGUUGUCAAAGAUUCUGCUGUGAUAGGGCAGGAGACUGACCUGGGUGGGGCUGAUUGAUGAUUGACAGGAUAAGGUUUGGCUUGGGUUUGCCAAAGGCUCUCUUAACUAUUUAUUUCUGCUCAUUUGUUUGUUUGUUUAUUUAUCUAUAUCUAUCCACCUAUUUACUGAUUGAUUUUUUGAGGCAGGGUUUCUCUGUCUUAGCUGUCCUGGAACUCUCUCUGUAGACCAGGCUGACCUUGAACUCCCAAGUGCUCUCUGGCCCCCAAGUGCUGGGAUAAAAGGCCUGUGCCACCUCCACCCGGCUUAUUUCUGUUCUUAUUUUACAUAUGUUGACACUCAUCCAAUACUAUCGCUAAGGGGGCUGAUAGCGCCCAGCUGUCAUUACAGCACCCCAGAGAUCAGAAGAUGAAGAUCGGGUGUUCAAGUUAUCCCGCACUAUAUAAGACCCUUCUAAAAACCAAAAUGGAAAGAAAAAGUAAAAAGAAAAGCCAGCAGACACACUGUGGACAGGCUCCAUGUCCCACCGGAGCCUUCUGACACAGACAAGGCAGACAAGUAGGGCUCUGUGGGAACAGCAGUCCUUGCUGAAGAGAAACAUUGUGGCGUGGUGAACAGAGGCAGGCACCCCAAACCUGAAGACCUGACUCAAUCCUGGGGACCUGCAUGGUGGAAGGAGAAGAGCAUGUAGCUUACCCACCACAAACACAAAUAAAAAAAGCAAAGGCAUGAAAGACUUGACCCAAAACUCCUACGGGGGAAAACCAAGGAUCCAGGCCGACAAAGGGAAUCUGAGAGCAGGCUGUGAUCAGGGGUGGAAGAAGCCAUGAGUGCCCGGGCCACACGGCCCCGAAGUCGCCGAGGGAGGCAUCCUCCACCCGGGGAACUGGACCCAGUGGUUGAGAGUUCAGAGGAGGCGGAGGCCACCAGUGGGAGCUUCGAGACCAAACUCAAGCUGCUUCCGGAACACCUUAGUCCUGACCUGCAGAGACCCGGGAGCCGGCCUGAGGAUUGUUAUUGUGUGGGAUCCCAUGGGGCCCUAGCCUUGAAGCCAGAAGAAGGGUGCAAGGCUGAGGUGGAAAGCCCCCAGAGCCCGUGGGCAGCCAUCCCGGAUAGUGGCCCUGCUGAGGCGUCAGUAGCCAGCGUGUUCCAGACCCUGCAGAGCAGGCUAAGCUCCCUUGAGGCCACCGUGGCCGCCUGGCGCCACCACUCCCUAGGCUUUGCAAGGCCAGCGGAAGGAGAAGACAGUGGCCAGGGGGCACCUGGGUCCUUUGGUGGUCAGGAAGAAGCCGGGUCUGGACAGCAGGAGGCAGCUCGCCUCAUAGAGAGGAACGCCUGGCUGCGUCUGGCCCUGGGCAGCCGGGAGGAGGAGUUGGUUUGCGCUCAAGCUUCCCUGCAGGCUGCCCGAGCAGAGAAGGAGACCCUGCAGAAACAGGUGCGGGAGCUGGAGGAUUCCCUGAUGCAGCUUGAGGCUUCCCUGCCCACCCCCCUCCUCAGAGCAGGGUGUACAAACAGCAGCAACUCCAGCAGUUCUGGGGCAGAAGGGCAGCUCUGGGCACCUCAGGACUCCCCCUUGGCUCACCCUCUUCUCCAACGCCUCCGGAGUGACUCCAGCACCCACAUCUUUGGGUGCCUUUCCACACAGCCUUCAGCCCCUGAGACGCACCUCAUGGAGGACCAGAUGGGGCAGCUCCAAGGAAGCAUUGAGAAGUUGAAGUGCUUCAACCGCCUCCUGCUGGCUGUGCUCCAGGGUCACAAGGGCCGCUGUGAGAGCCUUAGUAUGCAGCUGGGCCAGCGGGAGGCUGAGGCCACAGCCCUGCGCCUGGCCCUGCAAUACAGCGAGGAUUGUGAGGAGGCAUAUGGAGUGCUGCUCACUCUGAGGACUGCUGGAGCUGGAGCCACCAAGAGUGACCUGCAGGCUGCAGAGACAGAGGCAUCUAGGCUGCUAGUGGAGAAGGAAGCCGCUAUGGAUGGAGAGAUACCAUGGCCCAGCCCUGAGGGCAGCAGUGUGGACAAGCCUACACCACAGGAACUGGCUGCUCAGCUCCAUGACUAUAUCCAACAUCUCCGGGAACGCUGGGCUCUGGUGAAGAUCCCCCCGGCGCUCAGCUCUGACGCCACACCCAGGCCCACUAUGCCCCACGCAGAAGCAACAGUGCAGGCCAUUCUGGAAAUACAGCCUGGCCCAGCCCUGCCCCGGCUAGAGAAGUCUCAGAUCCAGCAGGACCUGGUGGCUACUCGGGACAGUCUGGGGGAAUUGAUGCUGCGGCUGCAGCUGUCCCGGCGAGAGAAGCGAGGGCUGGAGCUGCGGGAGUCGGCGCUGAGGGCCCAGGGCCCCGCCCACCUGCUGCUACUGCAGCAGCUUCGCUGGGAGCGGACUCACCUGGCUGGAGAUGGCAGCAGAGGAGGUAGCAGCGAGGAUCCGAGCAGCGAAGAGGAGGACGAGGAGGAGGAUGGGCAGCAGCACUACCAGGGCCCUCCUGCCCUCCCCGGCGGCCAGAUGGGCAGAGCGUGGGAUUCUGAGACCUUGUCCCAGGAACUGUCGGCAUCCCUCGCCCGGACAGUGGGCCUUCGGGCACAGCUGCUAUCCCUGCGGCAGCAGCUGGAACAGGUGGCUCAGAAGGGCCGAACCCGACGUGCUCAGAGUGCAGAGCUGAACAGAGAGCUGUGCAAGGCUCACAGCUCCCUGGUCUUGGCCUUCAGAGGAGCCCACCAGAAGCAGGAAGAGCAGCGCCGGAAGUUGGAGCAGCAGAUUGCUCGGAUGCAGGCCCAGCAGGUAGAGGAGCUGACAGUGCUGACAGCCACCGCCAGAGCCCUGGAGAAGCCCGGGACUCCACAGCCAGGCCAGACUUUCCUGUAGAACCCAGACCAAGCUUGCAUGUAACAUGCAGCUGUGGCAGGCAUGUCAUAAAAUGUCUUGUCAGGGGCUGCAGAGAUGGCUCAGCAGCUCUUGCAGAGCACCCUAGUUCAGUUCCCGCUCUCCACAGCCACAGUGCCUGUAAUGUCAACUAGGAGGAUCUGUCUCCCUCUUCUGAACUCUACAGGCUCUACAGUGAUGCACACACACACUCUUAAUUAAUAAGUAAAGCAUCCUAUUGUGACAUCAUA
This is a messenger RNA of Arvicola amphibius (Eurasian water vole), 3984 nucleotides long. RefSeq names its product USH1 protein network component harmonin binding protein 1 (gene Ushbp1). The transcript is spliced from 13 exons. The record is from RefSeq and is a predicted model, not a curated record. NCBI's taxonomy places the organism in Eukaryota, Metazoa, Chordata, Mammalia, Rodentia, Cricetidae. The coding region runs from base 1703 to 3736 and encodes 677 amino acids.